This is a messenger RNA of Juglans microcarpa x Juglans regia, 1662 nucleotides long. Its product is annotated as tubulin alpha-5 chain-like. Gene Ontology annotation, biological process: mitotic cell cycle; microtubule cytoskeleton organization. Gene Ontology annotation, molecular function: structural constituent of cytoskeleton; GTP binding. Bases 145 to 1494 code for a protein of 449 amino acids. Lineage: Eukaryota; Viridiplantae; Streptophyta; Magnoliopsida; Fagales; Juglandaceae. The transcript is spliced from 5 exons. Gene Ontology annotation, cellular component: cytoplasm; microtubule. The record is from RefSeq and is a predicted model, not a curated record.
AUAUGCAAAAUAUCUAUAUUAUAUAUAUAGAGAUAUUUGCUGUCAUUCAGAGCAAAAUAUCUGUCUUCUGGAUCUGGUUCACCCUUAAUUCAUCCUCAAUAAUCCGUUCCCCCGAAUCCCCGAUUUCCUCAGACAAAGAGAGAGAUGCGGGAAAUCAUAAGCAUACACAUAGGUCAAGCAGGGAUUCAGGUGGGAAAUUCCUGUUGGGAGCUCUACUGCCUCGAACAUGGAAUUCAACCUGACGGAAUGAUGCCCAGUGACACCACAGUUGGUGUUGCACACGAUGCUUUUAACACCUUCUUCAGUGAGACUGGUGCUGGCAAGCAUGUGCCUAGAGCCAUAUUUGUUGAUCUGGAACCUACUGUCAUUGAUGAAGUUAGGACUGGAACUUAUAGACAACUUUUUCAUCCUGAGCAACUUAUUUCUGGCAAGGAAGAUGCUGCGAACAAUUUUGCCAGAGGACAUUAUACUGUUGGGCGGGAAAUUGUCGACUUAUGCCUUGACAGAGUAAGAAAAUUGGCUGAUAACUGCACUGGUUUGCAAGGUUUUUUGGUAUUUAGUGCUGUUGGUGGUGGUACUGGCUCUGGUUUGGGUUCAUUACUUUUGGAACGCUUGUCGGUAGACUACGGGAAGAAGUCCAAACUUGGCUUCACAAUCUAUCCUUCUCCUCAGGUAUCUACAGCUGUGGUGGAACCUUACAACAGUGUACUCUCUACUCAUGCUUUACUUGAACACACAGAUGUGACUGUUCUUCUGGACAACGAAGCUAUAUAUGAUAUCUGCAGGAGAUCCUUGGACAUUGAAAGGCCAACUUACACCAACUUGAAUCGUUUGAUAUCCCAGAUAAUCUCUUCUUUGACCACUUCCUUGAGGUUUGAUGGUGCCAUUAACGUGGACGUUACAGAGUUUCAAACUAACCUUGUACCGUAUCCUCGUAUUCAUUUUAUGCUCUCGUCAUAUGCCCCAGUGAUCUCAGCUGCAAAAGCUUACCAUGAGCAAAUAUCAGUUCCUGAGAUCACGAGUGCAGUCUUUGAGCCCUCAAGUAUGAUGGCCAAGUGUGAUCCAAGACAUGGGAAAUACAUGGCAUGCUGCUUGAUGUAUCGUGGGGAUGUUGUCCCAAAGGAUGUGAAUGCUGCUGUUGCUACCAUUAAGACAAAGCGGACGGUUCAAUUUGUCGACUGGUGCCCAACUGGUUUCAAGUGCGGCAUCAACUACCAGCCACCAACUGUGGUACCUGGUGGUGAUCUUGCCAAGGUGCAGCGUGCGGUUUGUAUGAUAAGCAACAAUACAGCCGUUGCUGAGGUUUUCUCUCGAAUUGACCACAAAUUUGACCUCAUGUAUGCCAAGAGGGCAUUUGUCCACUGGUACGUUGGUGAAGGAAUGGAGGAAGGAGAGUUCUCAGAAGCCCGUGAGGAUCUUGCUGCUCUUGAGAAAGACUAUGAGGAGGUUGGGGCAGAAGGUGUCGAGGACGAAGAUGAGGGAGAAGAUUACUGAGAGUAUCAUUUUUAUGCAUUCCGCCUAUCCUUCUGCAUCUAUCUAGUUUUUUUUCUCAAUCUGCAAAUUGUAAUAAUUUCAUCCAUGGUUUCAAAUGGCGAAUGCUCUCUCUCGCUCUCUAUUUUGUGUGCUGGUUCUAUUAUUAUGAUGGUUUUUUAGUUGUUUUCA